Molecule: messenger RNA, 2118 nt
Organism: Manduca sexta (tobacco hornworm)
Lineage: Eukaryota; Metazoa; Arthropoda; Insecta; Lepidoptera; Sphingidae
Exons: 2
Coding region: 1-2118 (705 amino acids)
Molecular function (GO): zinc ion binding; nucleic acid binding
Source: RefSeq, a predicted model, not a curated record
AUGGAUGAAUCACUUUUUAAAAAACCAACAACGCCAUUGACGAGGUUGCCUACCCCGGUUCCAUCUGGGGAGGCGGAGUUCGACGGGCGCAAGCCCGCCGAUGGUGAUGCAGUGCAGGAGAGGAAGGGCGUUAAGCCCAUCGAAGUCGUAGCCCGAACAGCCAGGGCUGCAGAAGAGGAUUCCGAAUCAAGCGGGAGUGUCUCUUCUCUCCGGAGCAGGAGGCUCUGGAGGAGGCAUUCCCGUUCGAUUGACAGUCUCACGCUCACCACGAGCGAUUCGGAUGAGCCGGCGCCUAAGGCUCUGACAGUUGAUGGCAGGGGGAGAGGGCGUCCUCUCUCUGCCGGGAAAUACGUUGGCCUGAAAAAGGCACAGAAGGAACGCGACAGAUUGAAGCGGGAGGAGGCGCGGCAGAAGACAGAGGAGAUUGAGGAGCGUCUCCGCUUCAUAAAGUCGCCUCGAAAGGAUAACUUAGAUGAAGACCGCCCCGUCCUCAAGGAGGACCUUAAAGAGUGCGGGCAAAUCGUGCGCGCUAUAGUAAGAAAGUCGGGCAAUCGUAAGGGCGCGUCUCAAAAGGCGCUCAACCGGGUGAUAAACAUCGUCGCCCGGUACGUUGAGCAGCCAGAGUCCGCCGCCAUUGCCCGCCUAACGGAAGAGAGAAAGAAGGCCCAGGAAGACAGCGCCCGCCUGGAGGCCAGUGUAAAGAGGUUACAGGAGGAGAAUGCCUCGCUCCGCCGUCGUCUUGAAAACUUGGAGGCGUCAAACGAGAAUGACAACACCACGACGGAAGAGAUGCUGGCCAUGGUGGAGGCGAGGGUACAGGCCCGGUUAGAGUCCGCCCUGAUGGGUCCGGCACAGCGGCCUCCUCUGGCCCAUGAAAGGCGAGUGACAACCGGGGACACACAACUCCCCGUGUCGGGGGGAAUAGUAGGAGGUCCUCCCCCGCCGAAGCCGAAGAGGGAGAAGGCAAAGGGGAAGGGGAAGAAGACAGCCCAACCCAUCCCACCCAUUCCCGAUGCCGUGGCUGGGCCAUCCAGCGCGCCGCCACAAGCUGUUGCGGGUCCUUCCACGGCCCCGAUGACGCCUGGCAAGAAGAAAGAAAAUGAAAAGAAGAAGGCAACACCGAAGCCGAAUCCCCAAAAGGGAAGGAAUAAGGACACGCCAGCACAACUCGCUCCGGAGCCCCGUCCGCUGCCGCCGGCCCCUGCGUCCAUGGACACGGCCUGGACAGAAGUUGUUAGCAGGAAGAAGAAGGCGAAGACCAGUGCACCAAAACCUGCAUCGAAGCGCCCCGAGCCGAAACUCCGGCCGCCGAAGUCAGCUGCAGUAGUCAUAUCGCUGACACCGGCGGCCGUCGAGAAGGGUCUGACAUACGCUGGAGUGCUGACGGAUGCUCAGCGGCGAGUGGACCUGUCCGGCCUACAAAUUGAUAGGCUCAGGCCGAAGUAUGCAGCCACGGGCGCCAUGCUCUACGAGGUGCCCGGGGCUGAUUCUGAGCAGAAGGCUGAUUCCCUCGCCGCAAGGCUCAGGGAGUGCUUUGGGGACUCGGACGUAGUUGUAACCCGGCCCACCAAGUGCUCCGAAUUGCGAAUUUCAGGGCUAGAUUUCGCGGCCACUUCCGAGUCAGUGAAGAUGGCCUUAUGCAGUGCCGGUGGGUGUGCUGCAGAGGUGGUCAAGGUGGGGGAAGUCCGACCCGAUAGAUCUGGGAUGGGCGCCGUUUGGGCCAAGGUGCCUACCAAAGCAGCCCAAAAAAUAAAGGCGGGACGGCUCAAAAUAGGUUGGGUCAUAGCGCGAGUGACCGUCCUUGAGGCACGGCCUAUGCGCUGCUACCGCUGCCUCGAGCAAGGGCACGUACGAGGUGGCUGCGCAGGACCCACAGAUCGCAGUGACCUGUGCUACCGCUGCGGCAAACCGGGCCACAAAGCCCGACAAUGUGUAGAUAAAUUUAACUGCGUCCUGUGCGCCGCAGCUGGCAAGCCCGCCGGGCAUCGAAUCGGGGGGAAGGCGUGUUCUGCCUUCUCCCGUAAAUCCCAGCGUCGCCCACGCAGGAGACCGGCUGCCACGGCUGAGACCCCUGGCCGAGUUCGAAUCGUUUCUCGCUCGGCUGGGGGCCCUGGUUGA